GCCAUUACAUGUCCAACUUAGCCUUUGCCACCACACCAUCUUCUUAUAUCUAAUUAAGCUGUAGCUUCAGCCACUACCAUGCAGCCUCUCUUUCCACCACCAACCGCAGCCGCAGCCGCAGCUCCGGCCACCACCGUCUUUGCUCUUCUAGAAGCCCUUCUAUUCUGCUCCCUCUUGCUCUUCUUCUUCUUCUUCUUCCUUAAAUGGCGGCACCCCAAACACAGACGCUUGCCCCCUGGUUCAAUGGGCUGGCCUUACAUAGGAGAGACCCUCAAGCUCUACACUGAAAACCCAAAUUCUUUCUUCUCCAACAGGCAAAAACGGUAUGGAGAUAUAUUCAAGACCCAUAUUCUGGGAUGCCCAUGUGUGAUGAUGUCAAGCCCAGAAGCAGCAAAGCUGGUUCUAGUGAGGCAAGCUCAUCUGUUCAAGCCAACCUAUCCGCCAAGCAAAGAGAAGAUGAUAGGCCCAGAAGCUCUAUUCUUUCACCAAGGACCGUACCACUCUCGGCUUAAGAAGCUGGUUCAGGCCUCCUUUCUGCCCUCUUCUCUAAGAGCAUUAGUGCCGGAGAUUGAGCAAAUUGUUCUCCAGUUUCUUCCAGCUUGGAGCAAUACCACCAUCAACACUCUGCAAGAGAUGAAGAAGUAUGCUUUUGAUGUGGCAUUGAUAUCAGCCUUGGGCCAUAAUCGAGACUCAGAAAUAGAAGGAAUCAAACGCUUUUAUCAUUGCCUCGAGAAGGGAUACAAUUCCAUGCCCUUGGAUUUCCCGGGAACACCCUUUCACAGAGCCAUGAAGGCAAGGAAGAAACUGAAUGAGACUCUGAGGAAGCUGAUACAAAGAAAAAGGGAAAGCAAGACAGAGGGUGGAGGGCUAUUGGGAGUGUUGCUGGGUGCCAAGGAUCAGGGGGAGGUGCAUCAGCUCACCGACUCUCAAAUUGCUGAUAAUAUAAUCGGAGUCAUAUUUGCUGCUCAUGACACCACUGCCAGUGUCCUAACUUGGCUUCUCAAGUACUUACACGACAACAGAGACCUCUUAGAAGCCGUCACUUUUCUGAAUAUUCAUAACUUGUUGCAGAAGGAGCAGGAGGAGAUAAGGUCUAGAACAGUGGAAGCCAAACGAGGACUUACGUGGGAUGAUACAAGGCAGAUGCCUUUGACCAGCCGGGUGAUACAAGAGACUCUGAGAAGCGCGAGUAUUCUGUCAUUUACGUUCAGAGAGGCAGUGGAAGACAUUGAAUUGGGAGGCUACAUUAUCCCAAGAGGCUGGAAGGUUCUUCCUCUCUUCAGAAGCAUUCAUCACUGUGAAGAUUUCUUCCCUCAGCCUGAAAGAUUCGACCCCUCCAGAUUUGAGGUGCCACCCAGACCGAACACCUUCAUGCCAUUUGGCAAUGGCCUGCACUCCUGCCCCGGCAGUCACCUCGCCAAGCUUGAGAUGCUCGUCCUCCUCCACCACCUCUCCACCUCCUACAGAUGGGAAGUGAUCGGAGACGACGACGGCGUACAAUACGGCCCUUUUCCGGUGCCCAAAGGAGGGCUGCCCAUCAGGGUACAUCAAAGAGCUGGUACUCCAUCAUUGAUCUGUUAGUUUCUUUCUUUUUCCUUUUUUUGUCAAGCGGAGGGAGGGGAAGGCCGAAAGCAUGCGUCACCCUAUCCAUAUCCCUUUUCAUGUUUUAAUUUUUGUCAAAUUUUUUCAGACUACGUUGUUGUUGACGAUAAUAUGUGCUUCAUUAUAAUGUACGUUUUCAUA
Diospyros lotus (date-plum) is the source of this 1743-nucleotide messenger RNA. Its product is annotated as abscisic acid 8'-hydroxylase 2-like. Bases 79 to 1581 code for a protein of 500 amino acids. The record is from RefSeq and is a predicted model, not a curated record. The transcript has 8 exons. Lineage: Eukaryota; Viridiplantae; Streptophyta; Magnoliopsida; Ericales; Ebenaceae. Gene Ontology annotation, molecular function: heme binding; oxidoreductase activity, acting on paired donors, with incorporation or reduction of molecular oxygen; monooxygenase activity. Gene Ontology annotation, biological process: sterol metabolic process.